Molecule: messenger RNA, 2470 nt
Organism: Pisolithus orientalis
Lineage: Eukaryota; Fungi; Basidiomycota; Agaricomycetes; Boletales; Pisolithaceae
Exons: 6
Coding region: 70-2271 (733 amino acids)
Molecular function (GO): ubiquitin binding; phosphatidylinositol binding; metal ion binding
Source: RefSeq, a predicted model, not a curated record
GUGAAAACGUGGAGCUUUGUCAUCACGGCAUUUGGUCAGCACCGUUCUCGAGUCUGACGAGUAUCAUUCAUGGCUUCACUGACCAGCUGGCUAUGGGGAACGUCGCAACUCGACGAUGCCAUCGAGAAGGCGACCUCGGAACUUAUUCCCUCUGGGUCUGAGGACGUGGCCCUGAACCUUGAAAUAUGCGAUCAGAUUCGUUCAAAGUCUGCGCCAGCAAAGGACGCCAUGCGCUCGUUGAAGCGCCGACUCGACCACAAGAACCCCAAUGUCCAGUUGCUUGCUCUUAGCUUGACAGAUACCUGCGUCAAGAACGGCGGCGACCAUUUUCUUGUUGAGAUUGCAUCCAGAGAAUUCGUUGAUAAUCUCGUAUCCAUCCUCAAGGUUCCCGCCGUCAACUACCUCGUCAAAGCCGGUAUCCUCAAAUAUAUUCAGAAUUGGGCACUUGCGUUUGAGGGAAAACCUUCGCUUAGCUAUAUGGGCCAGGUAUAUAAGGCACUUAAGAGCGAGGGUUUUCAAUUUCCUCCCAAAGACCUCGCCCUUGCAAACUCUGCUAUGGUAGACACGACCACUGCGCCAGAGUGGAUCGAUUCUGACCGUUGCUUACGAUGUCGGGCCUACUUCACCUUUACAAACCGGAAACAUCACUGUCGAAAUUGUGGCCAAGUGUUUGACCAACAGUGUUCCGCCAAGACGCUUCCUCUUCCACAUUUCGGUAUAACACAAGCCGUCAGAGUAUGCGACGGAUGCCAUGCAAAACUCACCAAGAAAUCUGAAAGAAUUCACCGGCACUCUGCCAGCGUUCACAGUCCUCGUAGCGCUCGUGACCUCGCCGAUGCUGAACUCCAGCGAGCUAUUCAACUGUCACUGGAAGAAGUUGGCGUCAAUCGACACCAGCGUCCGGGUUAUGUACCUUACCAGCCCCCUUGGAAAGGAUCAUCCGAGCCACCUACGGUUGACCAUAGCACCCGCCCAAAUCGGCCAGCUCCUAUAGAUGACGUAGACGACCCGGAUUUGCGUGCUGCCAUAGAGGCCAGUCUUCGCGAAGAAAACAUGCCGAAACCAAGUGCUCCUGUGGAAGUCCAAGCAGCCGAAGACUCGCCCUCAUCAUACACGAACGCAAGACUAUCCCAGUCCAAUCCACCCACUGCUACACCCACUCCGUCUGUACCAAAAUUACCCAACUAUGAUCUCGAGCCUUUGGAAGCAGACGCCGUCCUCACGUUCAGUCAGACCGUCGAGCAGGUUCAAGUGCAGGGUGAUAAGGAUAUGUCACGAUAUCCUGCCGUGAAUGAAUUAUAUGACAAAGCGAACGCGCUAAGACCCAAGUUAGCAAUAAGCCUCGACGACACUGGGAGGAAAGAACAACUCCUUUCUGAGAUGCACGAUAAGCUCUCGCAAGCUGUUAAACUCUAUGACAAACUUCUCACCGAGCAAAUUUCUCAGCCCUGGCGGCGGGCUACGAUCCCGCAGGCGCAGACGCUGCCGCGAGAUGGACCCCCAGAUACACAAUGGACGCCGACCCCUGUACCUGUGAUGACAUAUACGCCACAAGGACCACAAACGUCUGCUGUUACUCAGGCACCCCAACCUUUCCACACCCCAUUCGCCACCAUUUCGUCACCGGGUCUUCCGUUACAGCAGCACGGUUCACCAAUACAAGCUGGACCUUCGGGUUCAUCGCACGGUUUUCAUCCUCCUGUUUCUUCACCAUUCGUACAGCCUUCGCCGAUGCAAAGUCCACCUGCUACCCAGCCUCCUUCCGUCUCAAUACCACAAUUCGUACCGCCCUCCCAAACGUAUGCCCCUCCGCCGCCACCUCCCACUACGGCGCCUGCUGCCGCGCUGCCUACUUCCAAAACUGAACCUUUGUCACAGCCGCAGUCCUCGCAGCUAUCCUCGCAGGUCCCACAGCCACCACCGUCACCAUCAUCACCCGCACUUGCUAGACGUAACACCGUCUCUGCACCGCGUGCAGUGUCUCCGGUGGGUGGGAGUAUGUCGCGAUUUCCUUCGGUUGCGCACACGCGUACGCAGUCGCAUGCUCAGCCUGCACGACAUCAAUUACAGCCCCAACCUCAACCUCAAACGGUCUUGCGUUCUCAGCCACCGCCUCAAGUGCAAUCACCACAACAGAUGCAAUCACCUACUCUACCACAAUUCCCGGUAGCACCGACGAGUAAUCCCCAGACUUUUAAUAUGUAUGGGCCUUCUGUGCCUGCGGGCCUUCCCGGACAAGAUCGACGGGAGGAGUUGCUGAUUGAUCUAUGAACUUGUUAUUUGGGGCGGAGUGGGGUCUGCGUGCUAUGAUGGAGAUAGUGUAUGUAUGUAGAUACGAGGUGAAGCUUGUACACUUGCAUUAAUGUGACUCAUACGCUUCUCGACGUGCUGGUUUUGGCUAUCGGGCACCUCUGGAUUCAUGGCGAGGGCCAUUGAUGACCUGUUUGAAAUCCACCAUGUACAAUUGUUG